AUGGAGAACUUGAUGGGCUUGCUUAGAAUUCAUAUGAUUAGAGGGGUCAACCUUGCUGUAAGAGAUGUCCGUAGCAGUGACCCUUAUGUUGUGGUCAAGAUGGGCAAACAGAAACUGAAGACUCGCGUUAUAAAGCAAAAUAUCAAUCCUGAGUGGAACGAUGAUUUGACUCUCUCUGUUGUGGAUCCAAAUCUUCCAGUCUUGAUUAAAGUUUAUGACAAAGACACAUUCAGCUUAGAUGAUAAGAUGGGAGAUGCAGAAUUUGACAUCAGUCACUUCAUAGAAGUCGUAAAGAUGCGAUUGGAUGACCUCCCUAGUGGAACCAUAAUAAGAAAGAUUCAGCCAAGCAGGGAAAAUUGCCUAUCUGAAGAGAGCUGCAUUGUCUGGGCUAAUGGCAAAGUGGUUCAGAACAUGUUUCUUAGACUGAGACAUGUGGAGACUGGUGAAGUUGAACUCCAGCUAGAGUGGAUCGAUAUUCCUGGUUCAAGGGGCUUGUAA
Molecule: messenger RNA, 498 nt
Organism: Dovyalis caffra
Lineage: Eukaryota; Viridiplantae; Streptophyta; Magnoliopsida; Malpighiales; Salicaceae
Source: the annotation of a GenBank genome assembly